Messenger RNA from Perkinsus marinus ATCC 50983, 350 nucleotides. RefSeq names its product N1, putative. NCBI's taxonomy places the organism in Eukaryota, Perkinsozoa, Perkinsida, Perkinsidae. The record is from RefSeq and is a predicted model, not a curated record. The transcript has 3 exons. Gene Ontology annotation, cellular component: ribosome. Gene Ontology annotation, biological process: translation. Gene Ontology annotation, molecular function: structural constituent of ribosome. The coding region runs from base 7 to 291 and encodes 94 amino acids.
CCCAAAAUGGCCAGACGCACUAAGAAGGUUGGUAUCUCCGGCAAGUACGGCACCCGUUAUGGCGCUUCCUUGCGUAAGCUCGUGAAGAAGUUUGAGGCUCAGUCCAAGGCGAAGUACACCUGCCCCUUCUGCGGCAAGGACUCCGUCAAGCGUCAGGCUGGUGGCAUCUGGUCUUGUCGUUCUUGCAAGAAGACCAUGGCUGGCGGAUGCUGGCAGUUGACCACUGCUGCUGCGGCCACUGUUCGUGCCUCUAUGCAGCGUCUCCGCAAGCUCCAGGCCGCUGAGAUAUGAACAGCAGCUGAUGGUUUAUAGCGGAAGCGUCUCUGGUCGAAGUGUUGGCUUUCGGUUGC